GUGUUGGCGAAGGCAGGUCUGGACAAGUCUCAGAUCGCGCACUGGGAGUUCAACGAAGCGUUCAGCGCCGUUGGCUUAGCCAACGUUAAGCACCUGGAGUUGGACCCCGAAAAGGUGAACCCGAACGGCGGCGCCGUAGCCCUCGGCCACCCAUUAGGCUGUUCCGGCGCUCGUAUUGUCAACGUUUUGGCGCUACACCUGAAGCCCAAUGAGUACGGAAUGGCAGCCAUUUGUAACGGUGGUGGCGGCGCGUCCGCGAUGUUGAUCCAGAAGUUAUAAUAAGUGCCAUAAGAUAUACUCCAUAUGACUGUCGAGGAAUAUGUCUUAAAUUAAUUAAUUAACUUUUUUGUGAACAAAAUUUAUAGGUUUUUCUAAUUGUGUUAACUUUUUUCAUAAAAACGGGAAUCUCUUUUGUAUUGACAGAUAU
Molecule: messenger RNA, 427 nt
Organism: Medioppia subpectinata
Lineage: Eukaryota; Metazoa; Arthropoda; Arachnida; Sarcoptiformes; Oppiidae
Source: the annotation of a GenBank genome assembly